Diospyros lotus (date-plum) is the source of this 944-nucleotide messenger RNA. Its product is annotated as vesicle transport protein GOT1-like. The record is from RefSeq and is a predicted model, not a curated record. The transcript has 8 exons. Bases 222 to 644 code for a protein of 140 amino acids. NCBI's taxonomy places the organism in Eukaryota, Viridiplantae, Streptophyta, Magnoliopsida, Ericales, Ebenaceae. Gene Ontology annotation, biological process: retrograde transport, endosome to Golgi; endoplasmic reticulum to Golgi vesicle-mediated transport.
GUUCUGAUUCAUUUCCGAGUCGUCAUUAAUCAGUUUGGCCGGACAACAUCAUCGGGCAAAUCCCGUUCAUUCCUUCGCACAGAAGGCUGAAAGCCUGAAGCUGAUAAUCGAACCUGCUAUUCUCGGAAGGCCGUUGAUUCCAGUUCAUUUUCUUCAGACUUGCGGAGGCAGGUGGCUUGUUGGAAUUUUGGCAAUUGCGUCGCCACAUCUGAAUCGGCAAAAUGAUUUCCUUCGAAAUGAACGACCGCAAAAAGAUUGGGCUAGGGCUGACUGGAUUUGGCAUAUUCUUCUCGUUCUUGGGAAUCAUUUUCUUCUUUGACAAGGGUCUAAUUGCAAUGGGAAAUAUCCUAUUCCUCUCAGGGGUGACAUUAACCAUUGGGCUGAAGUCCUCAAUGCAGUUCUUCAUGAAACGUAGCAAUUUCAAGGGAACUAUUUCUUUUGGUGUGGGAUUUUUCUUGGUUGUUAUUGGAUGGCCCGUGUUGGGAAUGAUUCUAGAGGCAUAUGGGUUUAUUGUUCUUUUCAGUGGCUUUUGGCCAACAUUGGUGGUUUUUCUGCAGAAGAUACCUUUUCUUGGCUGGGUGUUCCAGCAGCCAUAUGUUAGAUCGUUCUUUGAUCGUUAUCGCGGCAAAAGGGUGCCUGUAUGAACCUUAGAUCCAUGGAAAUGCAAGGAAGCUGUGCAGCUUGACCUACUUGUUAACGGUUGUAAAGUACUUGCAGAUGAAUGAUUCUGGUAGCAAUGUGGCAAUCUUUACGUCAUUCCCGGCUGUUGAUAUGAUAUACCAGUGCUUUCUGUUUCCUUGAUUUUCUUAGUGUUGGUUCUGAAUUGAUGAAUCUAGCAUCAUACUUAGAAAGGGAUAUGUCACCACUCUCUGUUUGCAUCUACUACAUGUAUCAAUGUACAGGUUUCAUUCAUUUUUAUUAAUCUCUACCUUUUGGAAGUGCAA